Messenger RNA from Suricata suricatta (meerkat), 4716 nucleotides. It is a transcript of the gene SYCP2, whose product is annotated as synaptonemal complex protein 2. Lineage: Eukaryota; Metazoa; Chordata; Mammalia; Carnivora; Herpestidae. The record is from RefSeq and is a predicted model, not a curated record. The coding region runs from base 70 to 4065 and encodes 1331 amino acids. The transcript has 39 exons.
GGCUGGUUCGAAAAAUCCAAGGAGAUUAUUCUCAAUCUAGGAAAUUCAAAAGAUGAAGCAGUAAUAAAUAUGAUAGAAGACUUAUUUGAUCUUUUCAUGGCCAUUCAUGACAUCAGUGAUGAAGGUAAAAGGCAAAUAGUGGAAAGUUUUGUACCUCGAAUCUGUGUCAUGGUUAUAGACUCAAGAGUGAAUAUUUGUAUUCAGCAAGAGACUCUAAAAAAAAUGAAUGCUAUGCUCGACAAAAUGCCUCAAGAUGCCAGGAAAAUACUCUCUAACCAAGAAAUGUUCAUUCUCAUGAGUAGUAUGGGAGAAAGGAUUUUAGAUGCUGGAGAUUAUGACUUACAAGUAGGUAUCGUGGAAGCACUAUGUCGAAUGACUACAGAGAAGCAAAGGCGAGAGCUGGCGUGUCGGUGGUUUUCCAUGGAUUUUGUGGCUAAUGCAUUUAAAGGAAUUAAAGACUCUGAAUUUGAAACAGAUUGCAGAGUAUUUCUCAACCUUGUAAAUGGCAUGCUUGGAGACAAGAGAAGGGUCUUUACAUUUCCUUGUUUAUCAGCAUUUCUUGAUAAAUAUGAGUUGAAAAUACCUUCAGAUGAAAAGCUUGAGGAAUUCUGGAUCGAUUUUAAUCUUGGUAGCCAGAGUCUGUCAUUCUACAUUGCUGGAGAUAAUGACGAUCAUCAGUGGGAAGCAGUGACUGUGCCUGAGGGGAAAGUGCAGACAUACAGCAUUGAAGUGAGAGAAUCAAAGAAGCUACUGACUAUAAUCUUGAAAAAUAUAAUAAAAAUUAGUAAAAAAGAAGGGAAAGAAUUGCUUUUGUAUUUUGAUGCAUCUUUGGAAAUUGCUAGUGUGACACAAAAAAUUUUUGGUGCAAACAAAUACAGGGAAUUUACCAGAAAACAAGGGAUUUCAGUUGCCAAAACAUCUGUGCAUAUACUGUUUGAUGCGCAUGGCUCGCAGAUUCUGGUGCCAGAAAGUCAAAUCUCACCCAUGGAUGAGGAACUCAUUAGUUUGAAAGAAAAACCUAACUCCCAAAAGGAAUUUGCUAAACCUCUGAAAGGUAUCAAAAACAGUACUCAAGGGAGCAGCAAGACUAGUCAGCCUGAGAUAACUACUCCUAGCAAAAGAAAAAUGUCUGAAGCAUCAAUGAUUGUUCCUGGUACAGAUAGAUACACGGUGAGAAGUCCAGUGCUUUUAACCAACACACCAACACCACGAAGAAGAAGAAUUAAACCACCGCUGCACAUGAUGAGUUCUGCAGAAAAACCUGAUAUUCCUAAAACACCCAGAAGUGGGGUGGACAGUGUGGAACCCCAUGCCUCCAGACCAUCUGAAGGAAGAAGGAGUAGAGACGAUACAGACAAACAAGUCAACGCAGCUAAAGUUGCAGAGAAGACAGAAAAUGACACUGAGUUCCCAAACCAAAAUUUUAAUGAACUGCAGGAUACUGUUCCUGAUUCGCAGACAGUGAGAAAAAUAGAUCAAUCUGUGUCAUCUGGUGUUUUGGACGACAUAUGUGGAAAUAAAAUGAACUCCAAGUGGUCAUGUUGGGCACCUGUGACAAAUAUUACUCUCUGUAAUAACAGAAGAGCAGGUGACACAUCCAAUCAAGAUAUUGUUAUCAACAAAAAACUUACUACACAAAAAUCAUCCUCUUCAAUAUCUGAUGAUUGUGAAGAAACAGAAAAGGUGCAAUAUAAGAAAAAGACAAUGCACCAUAACGAAAUAGAUACAGUAGAAGAAGGAGUUUGCGAAGGAGACAAUCAGCAACAACUAAAUCAUCCUCAACUUUCAGAGCAGAAAAAUAUUGAAAAUACCAAGCAAAAUGAUUGGCGUAUUGAAUCUGAAACGACUCUUAAAUCAGUUCUCCUAAAUAAGACGGUUGAAGAAUCCCUGAUCUACAGGAAGAAGUACAUACUGUCUAAAGAUGUGAAGACUGCUGUUUGUGACAAAAGCCCUUCUCCUGGAAAAAAUAUGAAAAGUCAUAGAAAAUCAGGGAAAAGAUUAACAUCUAAAUUUAAUUCCUGGGAUCUGGAACCAAAAAAAAUGAGAGAAAAGUCAAAAGAGAAAGGAUUUACUGAUGCAGCGGAAUCCUUGAUAAACCAACUCAAUAAGAGAUACAAACCAAAGGAUGACAUGAAGUCUACAAGGAAAUUCAAGGAGUCUUUGAAUGACGGUGGUUUUUCAAGCAAAUCUGAUCUACAGCUCAGUAAGGAAAAAGUUCAGAAAAAAAGUUACAGACAACUGAAGACCACUUUCGUUAAUGUUACUUCUGAAUGCCCACUGAAUGAUGUUUACAAUUUUAAUUUGAAUGGAGCUGAUGAGCCUGUUAUAAAACUUGGAAUCCAGGAAUUUCAAGCUACAGCUACAGAAGCCUGUGUGGAUAAUUCAAUAAAAUUGAUAGGUUUGAGGAAUCAUGAUGAACUUGAACCUUCUCUCAAAACGAAAGAUAAAAGAAUCGUAGCACAUCAUAAAAGGAAGAAUCUCUUCAGUGACAGUGACACAGAACGCAAGACCGAUAUCAGCUGGCUGAAAGGACCAAAACCCAAACCACCGCUCGUGGACUACAGCAGGGACAGGAAUGCGAAGAAACGGAAAAGUGGCCAAUCAAGACCAUCUUUGGAAAGGGGACAAUCAAAAUCUAAAAUGACAUCCAACAAAAAUACCACCAAAAAGGUAGAGGAGACAGUUCCAUAUGGAAGAACCAGACUUCCACGAAGAGCGACAAAAACCAAAAAAAAUUAUAAAGAUCUCUCAAAUUCAGAAUCAGAGAGUGAACAAGAAUUUUCACAUUCAUUUAAAGAGAAAUUGCUAGUAAAGGAGGAGAAUAUACAUUCUAGAAGGAAAACCAGAAAGCUACCAAAGAAACAGAAGAAAGCCUUCUCUGCGGAAACACAGAAGGAUAUAUCAAAAGAAUGGAAAAAUUCAUCUCUACUAAAAGACGCUGUAGGAGAUCGUAGCCUCGGCGUGUCUCCUGCAUCUCUGUCUGGCAGCGCAUCAUCUAUCGAAGUCAUGAGAGGCAAUGCAGGCAUAGAGGAAGUAACGGAGAAGCGUUUUGCUCAGGAUUAUGACUGCGUAACAAAAUCUGUAUCACCUUAUUUGAAAACUUCAUCACCUGAGUCUUUAAACAGCACAUAUGGAAGUUCAAUAAAGUCACCUGAAAACAAUGACAAAAAUUUAUGUGCAAGAGAACGUUGCUCACCAAUUCCACGAUCCUGCUCGUUGGGAAAUCCUUCAGCAUCUCCACUCUCUAUGUCUAGUGAAGGAAGAGAGCAAAUACGGUGUGACAUUCCUUGUGACUCAACUCAUAUAUCAGGCCCCAUACCGCGUCUUAGUCGCAAACCAAGGUACAUAGAAGAAGACGAUCUAAGUGAUGCUGAUGUAGUAGAACUGGAGGAGGAGGAGGAAGGGGGAGGCUACUUACUUCCCAGAACACUCUCGAGAACCGAAGAGACAGAUAAUCACACUUACAGAGUAUCUGAAAGUAUAUCUCCGUUAUCCACAAAUGACUUGUCUCCUCCUGCGGAGAGCUGGGAAAGUGAAAUUUCAGAUACGGGGAUGAUGCGUGAGAAGCUCAAUACAGAAUUUAGGAAGGAAUUUCCUAACUGCCAAAAAUCAAUGGAAUAUUUUAUAAAGCAGUCUUGGCAAACAACUCGACGACAUCUGAACGCAGUGAACCGUCAGAUUCAGGAAUACAGGAUCAAAAAACUUGAUAAAUUCCAAUUCGUCAUCAUAGAGGAGCUGGAGAAUUUUGAAAAAGAUUCGCAGUCUUUAAAAGACUUGGAGAAGGAAUUUGUGGAUUUUGGGGAGAAGCUAUUUCAGAAGUUCAGUGCCUAUCAAAAGAGUGAGCGGCAGAGGCUUCGCCACCUGAAAACGUCACUGGCCAAAAACGUCUUCUACAACCCUGACCAUGAAGACACUAUUUUUAAGUCUCAGAUGUGCUCGCUGAAGGAGGACAUGAGGGCGCUGCAGGAAGGGCUCCUGAAGGAUGUGCAAGAAGAGGAGCUCCUUAAGGUACGCCGAGGACUGCUGUCAUUAUUCAUGGCUCACGAAAGAAACCUUCCCGUGUGACGCCCAGGUGUCGUCAGGGCGCUGUGGCAGGAAGCACCCGGCAGCUCUACAAACCACACUGUCGUUGGAGCCUCCACGUCCGAAGAAAUGUAGCCUCAUGGAUGAGAAAGAGCCACUCUCAAAAGCCUAGUACUAUGCAGACCAUUCUAUUUUUAGGGAGAAGUUUGGAGGAAGUCAAAUAGUAAAGGAAUUUUGCUUUUUUCUUUAGUACAAUUUUUGUUAGACAAAUGUCACUGAGUUAACUAUACUCACAAAACUAGUUUCUCUAAUAAACUAAAAUUUAUCAUAAAAUGUAUUUUUAAAUGAAUGCAGUUUGACUAAAUAUAAGGUAUUACUAGUUCAGAAUAUGUUACAUAUGAUACAAAUCUAGCCCUGCUGAGAAGGGAGAGACCCUCUGAUGUGAACUGCUGGCCGGCGUGGGGGCGGCGCCUUCAGCGCCCUGCUGGGCUGGGGCAUGUGGCUACUCACUUCGGGGCCAGGAUCAGAAAUGUUUCCUAAACAUUUUCAUUCUAGGUAGAUAUCUUAACUGCUAAGCAUGCUGUUUUGACAAGUACUUUUUAAGCUCUAACUGUUCACUGUAAUAUUUUGCUGGAAUAUAAAAAUACACAUUUAAUUGUAUAAUAAAGUUGAAAUGCUAUGUCACUUGGAUAA